Penicillium angulare is the source of this 2280-nucleotide messenger RNA. RefSeq lists its product as uncharacterized. The record is from RefSeq and is a predicted model, not a curated record. The transcript has a single exon. Gene Ontology annotation, biological process: carbohydrate metabolic process. NCBI's taxonomy places the organism in Eukaryota, Fungi, Ascomycota, Eurotiomycetes, Eurotiales, Aspergillaceae. Bases 1 to 2280 code for a protein of 759 amino acids. Gene Ontology annotation, molecular function: carbohydrate binding; hydrolase activity, hydrolyzing O-glycosyl compounds.
AUGCUUGGGGCAAAGACUUGGAUCUGGACGACACUUGCGGCGUCGGCUGUCGCCGCUCAGGCUCCUUUGGACCUGGGAAGUGGUUUCAAGCUUACUGUUGACCAGUCCGCUAACCAUUUGACUGUUACCGGUCAUGGCCGGGCUAUAUGGGAGACUGUUCCCGGUAAAGCUUUCUUGAGCGCUAGCUCUGGACUGGAUGAAAUUGUCGAUUCAAGUGGAAACUUCAAGAUCACCGACGUUGAUGAGAACAAGUGCUCAUCUGAGCGGAUUACUCAAGUCACCAAGCAAACUCGCCAAGAGAGUGUCAAUGGUCACGCUGCAGUCGUGCAAGGUACUCUCUUUGGUUGUGGUAAUGGGACUGCCCAGUUCUCCCUGGCACUAUACGUCCCUACUCAGUUCCCGGACCGUGUUGAUUUCAGUAUUAAAAUCAAUCCUGACUCGUCUGCUACUUCGCUGAGCAAGUUGUUCUUCAGCUACCGUUCAUCCCCCUCUGAGGACUUCUACGGACUCGGUGGACAGGCAUCCUUCGCAUCUCUGAAGAACCAGUCUGUUCCUAUCUUCUCCCGUGAAGGUGGUGUGGGUCGUGGAGAUCAGCCUACUACCGACCUCGAGAGCACUGACAGCUUCUUCUCCGGCGGUGAUAAGCACACCACAUACUCUGCUAUUCCUCAGUACAUCUCUUCGGAUGCUCGUGUCUUCUAUCUCACCGAGCAAAGCACAGCUUAUGCCAACUUUGAUUUCACUGACGCAAGCGCUGUCACCGUGAGGUAUGCAGCGCUCGAUGUUGAGGGCUCAUUCAUGCAGGCCGGAAACAUGCUGGAUGGUAUCACGAUGCUCACAGAAUACACUGGCCGUAUGCCCGAGAUCCCCAAGUGGGCCGAUACCGGUGCCAUCCUUGGAAUCCAGGGUGGCCAGGCCAAGGUCAACCGCAUUGUGAACUGGGGACUGAACCAGUCAUGCCCAAUUGCUGGUGUUUGGCUCCAGGAUUGGUGUGGCACCCACACCCAAACCGCCUCUCAUAUGAAUGGCCUCAAUGUCUCUCGUCUCUGGUGGAACUGGGAGGCUGACUCCGAUCUUUACCCUACCUGGAACAACUUUGUCCAAGCUCUACGUGACCAGCACAAUGUUCGCACCUUGUCCUACAUCAACCCCUUCUUGGCCAACACUAGUACCAAGCCCGAUGGUGCUCGCCGCAAUCUGUACUUGGAAGCUACCGAGGGUGGCUACAUGAUCCAGAACUCUACCAUCAACGACACAGCCGUUAUUUCCAGCGGACCUGGUAUUGAGGCUGGAAUUGUCGACCUCACGAACCCCAAGGCCUGGUCCUGGUUCCAGGAUGUGCUCGUUGAGCAAGUGUGGAGUGCUAAUGUUUCCGGAUACAUGUGUGAUUUCGGUGAAUACACCCCCGUCACUUCCGACACUAAGUUUGCGAACAAGAGCAUCGACCCACGAUUCUACCACAACCAGUACCCCCGCGACUGGUCUGUUCUACACGACACGCUUCGCAAGACCGUUUCUGCUGUUUCUGAAUCCCUGAUAUUCCACCGCUCAUCCUCCAUGUCCUCCAACCGUAACAUGAACUUGUACUGGGUCGGCGACCAGGACACCAACUGGGGCGUCAACGAUGGAAUCAAGUCUGCUGUGACUGUUCUCGGACACAUGGGUCUGUCUGGUUACGCACAUGGCCACGUGGAGAUCGGCGGAUACACCACCACAUGGGACAGCAACGGAAUCGUCAACCGUUCCGCAGAACUUCUUGGCCGAUGGGGCGAGUUAUCCGCCGUCUCCAGCGUCGCCUUCCGAUCGCACGAGGGCAACCUUCCCCAGGUGAACGCUCAGUUCUACACCAAUGCCUCUACAUAUUCAUACUACGCGUACAACGCACGUAUGUUCGCCAGUCUGGCUACAUACCGUCGUGCGAUCCUGGAUACCGAGAGCCGCAGACUGGGCUGGCCUCUUGUCCGUAUGCCAGUCAUCUACCACCCAACCGAUGUGAAGGCUAAGCAGAUCAGCUACGAGAGCUAUUUCCUCGGUGCCGACCUGUAUGUCGCUCCUGUUCUUGACGCCGGUCGCAGAAGUGUGCGCGUCUAUUUCCCUGGUAAGGGCGAGACAUACAAGCAUGUGUGGUCUGGAAAGGAAUACUACGGUGGCCAGACUGCUAUCGUCUCAGCUCCCUAUGGCAAACCCGCCGUCUUCGUGGUCGGCCAACCGAAGCACAACAAUCUGAAAGAGUUCUUCGAAUUUGUCCGCAAGGAGAAUGGAACCACUAUCCGUGUAUAA